Messenger RNA from Hyaena hyaena (striped hyena), 1965 nucleotides. RefSeq names its product GTP binding protein 3, mitochondrial (gene GTPBP3). Gene Ontology annotation, biological process: tRNA wobble uridine modification; tRNA methylation. The transcript is spliced from 8 exons. Gene Ontology annotation, molecular function: GTP binding; protein binding; GTPase activity. Gene Ontology annotation, cellular component: cytoplasm; mitochondrion. The coding region runs from base 32 to 1603 and encodes 523 amino acids. NCBI's taxonomy places the organism in Eukaryota, Metazoa, Chordata, Mammalia, Carnivora, Hyaenidae. The record is from RefSeq and is a predicted model, not a curated record.
ACAGGGUAGGCGGAUCGCUGGUUGUGAAUCCAUGUGGCGGGGGUUGUGGACCCUGGUAGCCCGGGCUGCACGUGGGCCUCGCAGUCCCAGACCGUGCACGCGCCAGGGCAGCGGCGUCCCGGCCGCCGGGGCCGGGGCCACCAUCUUCGCGCUGAGUUCCGGCCAAGGCCGCUGUGGCAUCGCGGUGAUCCGGACCAGCGGCCCCGCCAGCGGCCACGCCCUCCGGAGCCUCACUGCUCCCCGGGACUUGCCCCCGGCUCGCAGCGCCUGCCUGCGCCUACUCAGCCACCCCUGUUCCGGGGAGCCGUUGGAUUGCGCGCUGGUGCUCUGGUUCCCAGGUCCCCAAAGUUUCACGGGUGAGGACUGCGCCGAGUUCCACGUGCAUGGAGGCCCGGCGGUGGUGAGUGGCGUCCUGCAGGCCCUGGGUAGUGUGCCAGGGCUGCGGCCAGCGGAGGCCGGUGAGUUCACCAGGCGGGCAUUCGCCCACGGGAAGCUGAGCCUGACCGAGGUGGAGGGGCUGGCGGACCUAAUUCAUGCGGAAACUGAGGCGCAGCGGCGGCAGGCGCUGAGGCAGCUGGACGGAGAACUGGGCCACCUCUGUCACGGCUGGGCUAAGACCCUCACUAAGGCUCUGGCUCACGUGGAGGCCUAUAUCGACUUUGGUGAGGAUGACAACCUGGAGGAGAGCGUCCUGGAGCGAGGUGGGUGCUCCAAGGGAUGGGGACAUCUGGCAUCUCAGCCCCCGGAGGCCCCCUCACUCCCUCCCUUCCGCCCUCUUGCAUCCACAGCUAACAGCGAAGUGCGGGAGCUGGAGCUGGCACUGGGCGCACAUCUUCGAGAUGCCCGGCGCGGGCAGAGGCUUCGCUCAGGGGCGCACGUAGUGGUCGCAGGACCCCCCAACGCUGGCAAGAGCAGCCUGGUGAACCUACUCAGCCGGAAGCCUGUGUCUAUAGUGUCUCCGGAACCGGGGACCACCCGCGACGUGCUGGAGACCCCCGUGGACCUGGCCGGGUUCCCGGCGCUGCUGAGCGACACCGCGGGGUUGCGGGAGGGCGCGGGGCCGGUGGAGCAGGAGGGCGUGCGGCGCGCCCGCGGGAGGCUUGAGCAGGCUGACCUCAUUCUGGCCGUGCUGGAUGCUUCGGAGCUGGCCUCUCCGUCCAGCCGCAACUUCCUGGACACCAUUGUCGCCCUCGCCGGAGCUGGGAGCCCCAGCGGGAACAGCCAGCGCCUCCUGCUGGUGUUGAACAAAUCGGACUUACUGCCUCCAGGCGGCCCGGACCCCAGUCCCAACCUGCCCCCGCACCUGCUGCUGUCCUGCUUGACCGGAGAGGGGCUGGACGGCCUCCUGGAGGCGUUGAGGAAGGAGCUGGCCGAAGUGUGCGGGGACCCGUCCACAGGCCCGCCGCUCCUGACGCGCGCAAGGCACCAGCAUCACCUGCGGGGCUGCCUGGACGCCCUCCGCCACUACGCGCAGACCAGGGACCUGGCCCUGGCUGCCGAGGCUCUGCGACUGGCCCGGGGGCACCUGGCGCGCAUCACCGGUGGAGGGGGCACCGAGGAGAUACUGGAUGUCAUCUUCCGGGACUUUUGCGUGGGCAAAUGAGGGGACCCCUGGAGCUCUCAGCCAGGCGGGGUAGAUGUCCAGAAGCCUUGAGGCCUGUUGGGGUAGCUUAGGACAAGUGGGAAUCUCCGUCCCUGGGGGGGAGAGCUUGACUCCAGGACAAUGAGGCAAAGCCACUGCUGCCUUCAGAGGUGGUGAGCCCACUGUGGCUGGCGGUGACCAAGCCACAGCCAGCCAGGUUCCCUUGCAGGGACAUGCUGGGAUUCAAGCCACCCCGGAGUGGAGCUGAGCACAGAUCUCUUUGGUUUGCCUGCUGUUGGAGAAGUAGGAGUAGAAGGUUGGGGUGGAGGUGGGAGGGCCUCAGAGAUCUUCGUUUUGUGGUUUUUAAUUUAUUUUACAGACAC